AUGAGGAAUCUGAGAAAGUAUAAACUGGAAAAGGCAUUUCGUGCCGCCCUGAAUUAUUGUAGAUCCUUCAAUGCUUUCUCUUUUCCCAUGGGAUCAAAAUCAGGUUGGGAGGUGGAUAAUUUGGGGCAAACCCACGCAGGUGAUUAUGACCUGCUGGAAAGCACAGCCCAGUCUCCCCUAGGGGACAUCAGCAGGAACUGCACAGAGGACGGCUGGUCGGAACCUUUCCCUCAUUAUUACGAUGCCUGCGGCUUUGAUGAAAACGAGACAGAGUCCGAUAACCAGGAUUACUACUACCUGUCUGUGAAGGCUCUGUACACGGUGGGAUACAGCACUUCCCUGGUGUCCCUCACCACUGCCAUGGUCAUCCUGUGCCGCUUCAGGAAGCUUCACUGCACUCGGAAUUUCAUCCACAUGAACCUCUUUGUUUCCUUCAUCCUCCGCGCAAUCUCCGUGUUCAUCAAGGAUGGGGUUCUUUAUGCUGAGCAGGAUGGCAACCACUGCUUCAUCUCAACUGUAAUGCAAAUCAGUGCUAACCAGGGAAAAUGUGAGAGCCAUGUUCCCUCCCUCCAGCUGAGGUGGAUGUUUGUAGAGCUCUCAAUCAACGCAGUGAAUUGCAGGGUUGGGAAGCAAAACCUCAUGGAGAGGUUGCCUGAAGUGCAGGUAUUGGAUGUGUCUGGAACUUCUCAUGGUGUCACCUUCUUGUCCCCUGCAGGUACCCCAACCAUCUGUGUCACUGUCUGGGCAGUGCUGAGGCUUCACUUUGAUGACACUGGCUGCUGGGACAUGAAUGACAACACUGCCCUGUGGUGGGUGAUCAAGGGUCCUGUGGUUGGAUCCAUCAUGAUAAACUUUGUGCUUUUUAUUGGCAUAAUUGUGAUACUUGUGCAGAAACUCCAGUCACCUGAUAUCGGGGGCAACGAAUCCAGCAUUUACUUCACCCUCCCUCUUCCUCCCAGAUGCAGCUGCAGCCCGUGCCCGGGACACGUGCGCAGCUGCGUUCAGAAAUGCUACUGUAAGCCUAAGAGGGCUAACCAGCACUCUUGCAAGAUGUCAGAACUAUCAACCAUUACCCUGAGGCUGGCUCGCUCCACGCUGCUGCUCAUCCCCCUGUUCGGAAUUCACUACACAGUCUUCGCUUUUUCCCCUGAAAACGUCAGCAAGAGGGAGAGGCUGGUGUUUGAACUGGGACUGGGAUCCUUCCAGGGUUUUGUUGUUGCUGUUCUCUACUGUUUCUUGAAUGGGGAGGUGCAAUCAGAAAUAAAGAGAAAAUGGAGGAGCUGGAAAGUCAACCGGUAUUUUGCUGUGGAUUUCAAACAUCGCCAUCCUUCUCUAGCGAGCAGCGGAGUGAACGGGGGGACACAACUGUCCAUUCUGAGCAAGAGCAGCUCUCAGAUUCGGAUGUCCAGCAUAAAUCACACACCCGAACGAGCCAGCAGCAUCCUCAGCUCCAGGAGAGGGCAGUGGCUCCUCACAGAUCACGCAGCACUUCUAAGCCCGCCUUGGGACAACCUUUUGCUGCGUUCCUUGCGGAGAAAAACAUCCCUGAAGCAUUCCCGACUGCCACACGCUCCAUCAUCCCCUCAGCGUGUCACCACGGAGGGAUCAGCAGCCUUUUCACAGCCCGAACAAAAUCGUUAUCCGUGA
Messenger RNA from Empidonax traillii (willow flycatcher), 1647 nucleotides. Its product is annotated as pituitary adenylate cyclase-activating polypeptide type I receptor-like. Gene Ontology annotation, cellular component: plasma membrane; neuron projection. NCBI's taxonomy places the organism in Eukaryota, Metazoa, Chordata, Aves, Passeriformes, Tyrannidae. Gene Ontology annotation, molecular function: peptide hormone binding; G protein-coupled peptide receptor activity; vasoactive intestinal polypeptide receptor activity. The coding region runs from base 1 to 1647 and encodes 548 amino acids. Gene Ontology annotation, biological process: adenylate cyclase-modulating G protein-coupled receptor signaling pathway; cell surface receptor signaling pathway. The transcript has 16 exons. The record is from RefSeq and is a predicted model, not a curated record.